Messenger RNA from Melanotaenia boesemani (Boeseman's rainbowfish), 1036 nucleotides. RefSeq names its product protein NCBP2AS2 (gene ncbp2as2). The record is from RefSeq and is a predicted model, not a curated record. The transcript has 2 exons. The coding region runs from base 157 to 462 and encodes 101 amino acids. NCBI's taxonomy places the organism in Eukaryota, Metazoa, Chordata, Actinopteri, Atheriniformes, Melanotaeniidae.
AUUUGCAAACCAGCCUAAUACCGUAGAAGAAGAAUAUAGCUUCCUCUCUGUUACUGUUAUGUCAUUCACUGUAACUGGUCGGUCACGUUCUACACCUGAAGAUUGAAAUUUAACGAGGCAACAGUUAGCCGGUUAAGCUAACAGAUACCGGACAUAAUGCUCUCUCGUAUGUUAGCGUACCUUAUCAACAACCUCCAUGUCGUUGACAAGUUGGCUGAGUCCCGUCCAAUUCGUAGGGCGGCCCAGAUCACAGCGUACGCCAUCACUAAAGCUCAGAUUGUUGGUCGGGACACCUCAGAGCGGGUCCUGCGGUCCCAGACGCUGCGGCAGGUCCGGGAAGAGGCCGGCAGAGUCCCCGGUAACCUGGAAGAGAUGAAUGGCCGCCUCAAGAGAGUCCGAGAAACAUUUGUAAAUGAAGUCAAGGAGGGAUGGAAGGACGGCUCCAGGCAAAUCAAGAAAUAAGGAGGACAGAAUGUUUGUAGUGUUAAAGUGACUGUUAGCAACAUCUGAUAUCUUUAAGCCUUAAUUCUUGAAGUGUGGGAGGCAAGCAGAAUGACUUACGAACAAUCUGCUUCAGCAAUGCACACAAACAGCCUGACGGUGGCCCCAGCUGUCAGAGUGGCUGGUUGGUAAUAAUGUGAAUAAAAAGUACUUUAUGAUGAACUGCAGCCAAGGAAAUACAAUAACUCCUUGUACAUUGCUGAUGAAAAUUCAAAGUGAGUUUAGACUCUUUUGGCUUGCAGGGAAACAAGGGGAAAUUGUUUAAUUGAUGUGAAUAGACUGAGUGGAGCUUCAAAUUUAGUUGGCAUUUAAUAAAAACAAACAUUGGAACCAACUUUUAUAAAGGACUUCUUUACAUAAAUCAAAGAACAUUUUUUUUAAAUUUUCUUCCAUGUGCAAUAAUGUAUCCGUGACACUGAUCCUGCCAAAGAGCUUUUAUAGCUCUCUACUUGUAAUAUUGGAAAAAGAAAAAUGUACAUAUAUAUAGAAUAUGAAUUUACCAGUUGUGACUAUAUGAAUAAAAUUAUUUAUUAUA